Mesitornis unicolor (brown roatelo) is the source of this 1461-nucleotide messenger RNA. Its product is annotated as serine/threonine-protein kinase WNK4-like. NCBI's taxonomy places the organism in Eukaryota, Metazoa, Chordata, Aves, Mesitornithiformes, Mesitornithidae. The record is from RefSeq and is a predicted model, not a curated record. Gene Ontology annotation, cellular component: cytoplasm; cytosol. Gene Ontology annotation, molecular function: chloride channel inhibitor activity; protein serine/threonine kinase activity; potassium channel inhibitor activity. Gene Ontology annotation, biological process: intracellular signal transduction; protein phosphorylation; positive regulation of sodium ion transmembrane transporter activity. The annotation marks the transcript as partial. The transcript has 10 exons.
AUGAGGGGCUUUGUCCUCCUCGCCAUACCAGGGAGCGUGGCUCCGUCCAGAGAGGCACCACAGGGGAACGGGACGCGGAAGCUGUCGAAGACAGAGCGGCAGCGAUUCAGCGAGGAGGUGGGGAUGCAGCACCCCAACAUUGUCCGCUUCUACGACUCCUGGAAGUCGUCCGUCAAAGGCCAGAUCUGCAUCGUGUUGGUCACCGAGCUCAUGACGUCCGGCACCCUCAAAACUUACCUGAAGCGGUUCAAGGAGAUGAAGCUGAAGGUGCUGCAGCGCUGGAGCCGGCAGAUCCUCAAGGGGCUGCACUUCCUGCACACCCGCUCGCCCCCCAUCAUCCACCGUGACCUCAAGUGUGACAACAUCUUCAUCACGGGUCCCACAGGCUCUGUGAAGAUCGGGGACCUGGGCCUGGCCACGCUGAAGCGAGCCUCCUUUGCCAAGAGCGUCAUAGGCACCCCCGAGUUCAUGGCACCGGAGAUGUACGAGGAGAAGUACGAUGAGGCCGUGGACGUCUACGCCUUCGGGAUGUGCAUGCUGGAGAUGGCCACCUCCGAGUACCCCUACUCCGAGUGUCAGAAUGCCGCCCAGAUCUACCGCAAGGUCACCUCGGGCCUGAAGCCCAGCAGCUUCUACAAGGUGAAGGUGCCAGAGCUGAAGGAGAUCAUCGAGGGCUGCAUCCGCAUGGACAAGAAUGAGAGGUACACGAUCCAGGACCUGCUGGAGCACUCCUUCUUCCAGGAAGACACGGGCGUGCACGUGGAGCUGGCCGAGGAGGACGACGGCAUCAAGUCGGGGCUGAAGCUCUGGCUGCGCAUGGAUGACACCAAGAAGCUGCACGGCAAGUACAAGGACAACAAUGCCAUCGAGUUCCUCUUUGAGCUCUACAAGGACGUGGCUGAGGAGGUGGCCCAGGAGAUGGUGGUCCUGGGCUUCGUCUGCGAGGCCGACUACAAGCUGGUGGCCAAGGCAGUGCGGGACCGCGUGGUCGCCAUCAAACGCAAGCGGGAGAAGGUGAAGCGUGCCCAGGAUGUGCCAUCGCCUCCAGAGCAGGAGCAGCCACCAGGCGUCCUGCGGCUGCUGGAGGAGCUCGAGUCCCCACGGCGGCCCGGUGUCCCCCCACCGGCCACCCCCGGCUCCGGGGACUCUGUCUUUGGCAGUGCCUUCCCUCCGGAGCCCGAGGAGCCUGAGGCUGACCAGCACUUUGCCUACCGGCACACCAGCUACUCUUCGGCCACUUCCGACUGCGAGACCGACGGCUACCUGAGCUCCUCGGGCUUCCUGGACUCCCCAGACCUGGCCCAUCGCAGCUCGGACCGGGUGGUGGAGUGCCAGCUGCAGACCUACAACAACAAGAUGGUCACCUUCAAGUUCGACCUGGAUGGGGACAACCCGGAGGAGAUCGCGGCCGUCAUGGUCCACAACGAGUUCAUUCUCAAGUCGGAGCAGGAUGGUUUCAUC